AUGGUUCGUAACUUUGCAGCCUUGCCAGGUUUUUACCGUACUCUUUUCUUGUACAUUGAACCAGUGUCCACCGUAUCACCUGCCAUUUUGGCGUGGUUCUUUCCGGGCGCCUCCUGGUUCCACCAUGAGCUGAUACCAACUACGACUGCUGCUUCUGGACUGCUAGAUGCUAGGACUACGAUGGCUAUUUGGCAGUUGGGAAACUGCUACCUUCUGCUGGGUUUAAUCUCAUCCCUGGUCUUCAGAGCUAUCCGAGAUGCUCUUCCAAAUAAUCCGGAGGCUCAGGAGCGUAUACUUGGAGCAAGUUUCACUGCGCUUGCUCUGGCAGACUGUUUGCCUCAUACAACACGUUUCAGUAUUGCUGCUUCAUUUAUUGGCCUCCCCGAUGAGCUCAAAUACUCCUAUGGCAAGUGGAAUCCCAUGACCCAUGGCAAUAUCACUUUUGUGAUAUUCCUGUUGAGCGUAAGACUUGCCUGGUUCGCAGGAGUCGGUCGUACUACAUAUUACUACGGGAAACGGGCCAAGGUGGACUGA
This is a messenger RNA of Suillus discolor, 534 nucleotides long. RefSeq lists its product as uncharacterized. The transcript is spliced from 5 exons. The record is from RefSeq and is a predicted model, not a curated record. The coding region runs from base 1 to 534 and encodes 177 amino acids. Lineage: Eukaryota; Fungi; Basidiomycota; Agaricomycetes; Boletales; Suillaceae.